GCUCCGGCACUUUUUUUCAGCUCUCACGUCCAUGACAUACCAACCCGAAGCUGGUCCCUCCAGACCCAACAAGGGAAAGCAGACCAAAAAUGCCAUUCGGUCUGCGAAAGCCAAGCAGAUGACAGAAAACCAGAAAAUAGAUUCUUUGGAUCACGAUGCGCUAAAUUUUGUUCCGCCAGAGGACUUGAAGGCGUUCUCUGAUUUGCCAGUAUCUGACUAUACCAAGAGAGGAUUGAAAAAGGCUUUCUUCGUAAACAUGACAGAUAUUCAAGCGAAGAGUAUACCUGUAUCACUCAAGGGAAAAGACGUCCUAGGUGCCGCUCGUACCGGAAGUGGCAAGACACUCGCGUUUCUCAUACCUGUACUGGAAAUUCUUCACCGUCGCAAGUGGGGUCCCUCGGAUGGAUUGGGUGCACUAAUAAUAUCCCCUACACGAGAACUGGCCGUUCAAAUUUUCGACGUUCUACGAUCCAUCGGUGGAUACCAUUCGUUCUCGGCCGGUCUUGUAAUUGGAGGAAAGAAUCUAAAGGACGAACGAGAUCGUUUGUCUCGAAUGAACAUUCUCGUUGCCACUCCUGGGCGGCUGCUACAGCACAUGGACCAAACGUUCGGAUUUGAAUCAGACAACUUGCAAGUCCUUGUCUUGGAUGAGGCCGAUCGAAUAUUGGAUAUGGGAUUCUCCCGUACCUUGUCUGCACUCCUCGCCCACCUUCCCAAGUCCAGACAAACAUUGCUCUUCUCCGCCACACAGACUCAGUCAGUGAGCGACCUAGCACGGCUAAGCUUGAAGGAUCCUGUCCAUAUUGGUAUACAUGAUGCCGAGGAUGCCUCUAUCCCGACGGCGACUCCAGAAAAUCUAUCGCAACACUACCUUAUUUGCACAUUGGACCAGAAGCUCUCAGUGCUUUGGAGCUUCAUCAAGUCACACUUGCAAUCAAAAAUUCUUGUCUUCUUGUCUAGCUGUAAGCAGGUUCGCUUCGUUUAUGAAACCUUUUGCAAGAUGCAUCCCGGUAUCUCCCUCCUUCACCUGCACGGCAAACAAAAACAGACUGCGCGCCUUAACAUGUAUAACAAAUUUACCACAUCCAAGCACUCAGUGUUGUUCGCGACCGAUAUCGCUGCGCGCGGUUUGGAUUUUCCGUCGGUGGAUUGGGUCUUGCAGGUCGACGCUCCGGAAGACGCAGAGACAUAUAUUCACCGGGUUGGCAGAACAGCGCGAUAUGAGAGCAAGGGUAAAGGCCUCCUCUUUUUGAUGCCCAGCGAAGAGGAAGGCAUGUUGGCUGCUCUAAAAGCCAAGUCAAUCAUCAUCGACAAGCUCAAAGUUCGAGGCAGCAAAACGCAGAACAUCGAUAAUCAACUCCAAAAUCUUGCAUUCCAAGACCCAGAGAUUAAAUACCUCGGUCAAAGGGCUUUCGUGUCCUACCUGCGGUCCAUCUACCUCCACAAAGACAAGUCCAUAUUCAAAAUAUCGGAACUGCCUGUCGAUCAGUUCGCGGAAUCUUUAGGUCUUCCAGGUACGCCUAAGAUCAAGUUCCUCAGCAAGGAGAUGGCGAAGAAGAAGAAGAACGCUGAUCGCACGGCUGCUAAAGCAACAGCCGAGGCCCUGAAGGAAAACAGCGGGUCCGAGGUGGAAGAAGAUUCAUCGUCAUCGAGCGAUGAAGAAGAAAAAGUUUUAGAACAGACGACAACCAAGGCUGAUACCAUACGAACGAAAUACGAUCGGAUGUUCGAACGAAAGAACCAGGGUGUUCUAUCAGAGCACUAUAACAAACUCGUCGAUCGCGAGGCAGGAGACGAUGACGACGACGAUUUCAUGACCCUCAAACGCGCUGAUCACGAUCUCGAAGAGGACCCAUCCACCGAAGAACCUCUCAACCUCAUCAAAAUAGACAACCUGUCAAACCGAAAACUGAAGCUUGGCCGCGCGAAGCGGACGUUGAUCUUGAACGCACCUUCGUCGAAGAAGAUAGUGUUUAACGAUGCGGGUGAGGCGAAGGAGGUGUAUGGUGUUGCUGAUGCAGAAGAGUGGGUUAAAGAGACGGGUGGAAUGGAGGGUGUGAUGAGGCAGGGAGCAAAGUAUGCUGAGGGAGAGCGGGGUAAGAUGAAGAUUGCGGAUGUUGUAGAUAAAGAGGAGGCGAGGGAGAAGAAACGCGAGAAGAAGAGGAAAAGAAAGGAAAGGGAGAGGGGGGUAAUGAUGGAUGAUGGCGGUUACGGAGCUGUCGCGGAGCCAUUACCGGAGGAUGACGGCUAUGUUUCACCAGUGUUUGAUUUGAGUUCCGACGAUGAGAACGAUUCUGUGGCUCCUCCUCAGAAACGCCAGAAGAAGAGUGCUCAGAACCGGAAGUCUGGAGGGCAGAAUAAUAUCGAAGACGAUGAAGAGCUUGCGCUGCAGCUGCUUGGGAAUCGUCGGUAACUACGUGCUUCUUUGUUUCUGUCGAAUAUGAGAAAUCGCCUAGAGAUUUUUUACUCCGUUGAGCAAUCAACCGUGAUGUUGG
This is a messenger RNA of Guyanagaster necrorhizus, 2495 nucleotides long. Its product is annotated as DEAD-domain-containing protein. Bases 32 to 2413 code for a protein of 793 amino acids. Lineage: Eukaryota; Fungi; Basidiomycota; Agaricomycetes; Agaricales; Physalacriaceae. Gene Ontology annotation, molecular function: nucleic acid binding; ATP binding; RNA helicase activity. The record is from RefSeq and is a predicted model, not a curated record. The transcript is spliced from 8 exons.